This is a messenger RNA of Dictyostelium discoideum AX4, 2307 nucleotides long. Its product is annotated as protein phosphatase 2C-related protein. NCBI's taxonomy places the organism in Eukaryota, Evosea, Eumycetozoa, Dictyosteliales, Dictyosteliaceae. Bases 1 to 2307 code for a protein of 768 amino acids. The transcript has a single exon. The record is from RefSeq and is a predicted model, not a curated record.
AUGAACGAAGAUUUAUCAAUUGAAAAAAAGUAUCAAUUACUUUUAGAAGAGAAUCAAAGAUUAAAAAAUGAAAUCAAUGAAUUAAAACAAAAAUACGAACCAAAAUCUAAUAGGUAUUCAACAUCAUCACCUAUUGCUAUAUCAUCACCAAAUUUAUCAACUCUUAUAUCAACACCAACCACUUUAAAUGGUAAAAUCAGUUCAACAACAUCAACAUCAACAUCACCAUCACCAUCACCAUCAUCAUCAUCACCAACAUCUUCACCAACAUCAUCUACAACCACUAUUUCACCAUCACCAACAUCAUCUUCAACAUCAAUUGCAUUAGCAUCAACAUCACCAUCAUCGACAUCAAUAGCAUUAGCAUCAUCACCAAUAAAUAUAUCAUCACCACCAUCUUCACCAAUUUCACAUCAACCAAUAUCUGUAUCGCAUUCAAAUUCAUCAUCAGAAGAUUUAAUAGCUUCAUCAAGUAAUAAACAUUCUAAAAAAGAUCGUAGUAAUAGCAAUGAUAAAGAUAAAGAUAAAGACAAAGAUAAAGAUAAAAUCAAAGAUCAUACAGACUCAAAUAGUAAAGGUGAUAAAGAAAAAAGAAAAACAGGUAUGGGUAAAAAGUUAUUUAGUAAAUUAUUAGAUCCAACAAAGAAAUCAUCAGGUAGUAGUUUGAAUUUAUUAAGUAAUUCAAAUGGUGGUGGUGGUGGUGGUGGCAGUGGAAGUAAAAAAGAAACUGCUUCAUCAUCUUCAAUUAAUCAUCAAGAAUUAAUUAAUGGCACUGGUAAUGAAGCAGAUUUUAUAUAUCAAGAGAAAGGAUUAAGUACACCUUAUUUAAAUUUACCAAAAUUGGAAGUUAUACCAGUCAAUGGUGAUCGUACUAAAUUAUCCUAUUUCUCUGGACCAGAUUAUCAAAGUAGUACAAUACCAGUGACAUCCAUUGGUUCACCAAUGAUAAAAUAUCCAGCAACAUACAAUGACCGUUUAUAUUGUAUUUCCACAUCAACCUAUCCAUUCUUACCAAAUACAACCGAAAGAGCAGGUGACCCAAUCGCCGAUAGAUACACUUGUGCAGUUUAUAAUAAUAGAUUAAUUACAUGUUUAGCCGAUGGUUGUAAUUGGGGUCAAAAACCAAAAGAAGCAGCACAAAAUGCAAGUACAGCUUUCAUUGAUUAUGUUAUCUCAAAAAAUGAUGAUAUGACCAAUGUUAAAGAAGUUGGUAAAAUUUUAUUCAAUGCUUUCGAAUGUGCUCAUAAAUCAAUCAUGUUGGGUAAAGAUGAAUUUUGGGAAGCUGGCACCACUACAUUGUUGGGUGGGGUAUUAUUGGAAAUUAAUAAAGGCUCUGAUAAAUGGUCACCACAGUGGGAGUUUGUUUGUGCCUCUGUUGGUGAUUGUAAAGCAUAUCUAUUGUCACAGGGUGAAGUCACCGAUAUUACAGAGGGAAAUAGAAGCAAUUUGGACGCCAAGGAUUGUGGUGGUCGUUUAGGUCCACAUUUGGAACAAGGUAAACCCGAUCUUAGAAAUUUAAAUAUAUUUUGUGCCUCUGUCUAUGAUGAAGAUAUCAUUAUGAUCGUAUCCGAUGGUGUACAUGAUAAUUUAGACCCAAAACAUCUUGGUAAAACUCCAAAUGAUAUGAGUAAAGAGUUUAAUUUAAAUGGUGAAAAAUGGACAGAUGUCGAUUUCUCAAAGGCUCUAGUCGCAAAGAAUGCUUUCACCGCUUCUCUCUUGGAAACUUUAGCUGCUGAUUCAACAGAUCCAAAUGAAAUCUCAAAUCGUAUCCUUGAACAUUGUUGGAAUACUACUGUUGCUUCAAGAUUUUUCAUGGAAAAUAAUGCUGGUAAAAGACUACCAGAAGAUUAUUCAAAAUAUCCUGGUAAAAUGGAUCAUACAAGUAUAAUUUGUUUUAAAGUCGGUCAUUUUGGUCCAAAAAAUAAUUAUCCAACUGUCAUUGGUGGAGGUGUUGGUAGUGGUGUUAGUGUUGGUGGUGGUAACCCAACAAUUAUAAUCGAUCCUCAUAAUAAUACAAUUAGUGGUGAACCAUUUGUUCAACAAAAUAAUACUGGCACCACCUCUACAAGAGCUGAUUGGAUUAAAGUUUCACCAUCAAAUAAUAAAUAUCAUAACUCAUCUCUAAAGAAAACAAGUUCCGAAACAAAUGUUUUCCCAAAUAGUAAUAAUAAUGGUACCAUUGGUAGAGUUUCCAUUUCUGCUACAAGUACUCCUGAUCUUGGUUCUUUAAAAGUUAGUGAUGGUUCUUGCGACAGUGGUGAAGGUAGUAUUGUAAAUUCUUCUGAUUCAAGUCCAAGAUAUAAAUAA